Molecule: messenger RNA, 1279 nt
Organism: Sitophilus oryzae (rice weevil)
Lineage: Eukaryota; Metazoa; Arthropoda; Insecta; Coleoptera; Curculionidae
Product: leucine-rich repeat-containing protein 15-like
Exons: 3
Coding region: 46-1074 (342 amino acids)
Cellular component (GO): extracellular matrix
Molecular function (GO): protein binding
Source: RefSeq, a predicted model, not a curated record
ACUUAACCCAUUUAACUAUACACAUACGAAAACGAAAUUUCGUAUAUGUGUUCAUUCAGAGUUAUUUUCUUCCGAAUCAUGAUCGAAAUGAUCGGAAAAAAAUGCGCGUUUGCGUUGAUCAUUUCGACGGUAUUUUUUUGGCAAAAUGCUUUUGCAUGUGUGGAUAAGUUUGCCUUGUCAUCGGUGGACGCUCGAGUGCACAAACAGCGAAAUGCCAAAGCCAUAUAUUUGCAACAGGAACACUUCAACAAGAUGGAUAAUUAUAUAGCUAUUGAUAUUAUUAACGCUAACAUUAGCGAAUUGUGCGAAGGUAUGGUCCAGAAUUUCCAGCAUUUGGAAACCCUGAUCCUAAUCAACCUUAAUUUGACAUUAAUUGAACCGGGUACAUUCCGGGACCUUCCCAAAUUAAAACAUUUGUCUUUGUCCGUAAAUAAAAUACCGUCCGUACCGGCCAGAACUUUUAACCUCAUUAAGAGCCUUCAGGUUUUAUAUUUGUCGAAGAACGAAAUCGAAACCAUCGAAGAAGGUGCAUUUUCCAACAUGCCCAAUCUAAAAGCGGUCCAUCUAGAACACAACAAAAUAUCGCAUCUCAACGGCGACAUUUUCGUCAACAGUCCCAAACUGUCGUUAAUUAAUUUCAACUUCAACAGGUUGAACCGAAUAACCACCUCGUCUUUCGCUGACAUUCAACCCGGAUUCGGCGUCAGAGCUCUUAAUAUUUUCCUAAAGAAGAACCAGAUAUCGGAAAUAGAAGCUGGGUCUUUCAAACAACCCAUCCCGAUCAAUCUUCAUCUUCAAUACAAUGAACUGGUCCAAGUACCUAGCGUAAUAUUCUCAAUGGUGAAUGGGAGUACACUUUCAGUGGAUAACAAUAGGGUCUCGUGCAUUGCCGAUGAUAUUAUAGAACGACUACAGAUUCAAAAUAUUGCAGUUAACUUGAAAAAUAAUCCUGUGAAUUGUGGAUGCAUGAAACGUAUCGACGAAAUCUUGAGCGAUAGGGAGUUGAAAGGAGAGUUAAAUGUUGAAACGACAGAGUUUUGUUUGGAAAAUUAUCCAGGAAAUAAUUACAAAUAGAAGAAUAAUAAUAAAGAUUUCAAUUUUAUUCAAAUUAAAUUAGCAACAGAAAUGUUUGACCAAAAUAAUUAAUAAUAGUAAUUAUAGAUGUUUGUAUAUUUUUAAGCUUUGUUAAUUAAAAGAUAAGAGGUUAUAUAUGUGUAAAUAAAAUACUAUACUUAAAUAGUAAGAAUAGAUAAGGCUACCAUUUUAUUUGAAAUAAUUU